Colletotrichum abscissum is the source of this 1470-nucleotide messenger RNA. RefSeq lists its product as uncharacterized. NCBI's taxonomy places the organism in Eukaryota, Fungi, Ascomycota, Sordariomycetes, Glomerellales, Glomerellaceae. The transcript has 4 exons. The record is from RefSeq and is a predicted model, not a curated record. Bases 1 to 1470 code for a protein of 489 amino acids.
AUGUGUCGGGUUCCCUUCCACGCGAGGCUCUUCGGGCCGUGGCUCGCCAUCGCUGCGGUCCUGGUCCUCGGGCAGGACGCAGCAGACAAGGCAAAGUUUGGCGACCCUAUCAACGUCCUCGGUAGUAUGGAAAGAACCGACCAGGACUUCCAGGACGGCUUAGCACUAGACCUCUUCUCACCCAAGAACCGCACGCUGGUCGUCCAACAGAACCUCACCCCGCUGCCGGGCAACUUCGUGACGGGCACCACGGGCGGUCCCUUCAUGGCCCUCCAGAACUACUCGUACGUCAUCAGCCUCAACGAGUCGGCAAACGACCUCAUCGCCAAGAUCGAGAUCCCCUACGACCCGGCUGCUCUCGCCGCGAUCGGCAUACAAGAGAGCAACACCUACGUCGGUACGCUGGCCGGUGACAAACGAAGCUGGAUCGUCAACGAUGCGACGCGCAACGUGCAUAGAGAGGAGAACAAUACUCGGAUCAUCAAGAUGACGUCGCUCCAGGGCGAGUAUAUCCUGCUUGGGCGCAAAACGGUGGAUACGGCCAACGAGUUUGUGCAAUAUGGUCAGGGAGCUACGAGGACGGUCAACGUUACGGCGGGGAAUCGACAGGAAGCUGAGUUCAUUGACGGCUUAAGGCUGAGUGUUGUGCCGAGUACCGACAUGGGCAUCAACAUUGAUAUCGUGAAUGGGAUUUCGCCGCAGGCUGUUCCGCCCGGGUUGGUGCCGGUUAACAGUUUCGCGUGGGUUGUCAACUCGAGUUCACCUGGCGCUCCUAUGCUCGCAGAUAUGAAGUUUCCGUGUAGACGGGCAGCAUGUAAUCACACUCUCCUCGUCCUCAAGUUCAGCCCCUUCAUCAACACCACAUGCAACCUCCCCCUCCUCACCCUACCUCCCCCAUCUCAACCAAACCCCCUAAGCACAAAGCGUCAAAACGACAUCCUGAUCCGCCGUACAAACCUUAACCUGACUACCCCCGGGACUAACACCGCCCUCCCACACAAUAGCAGGACAACUCGCAAGCCGACUCGCCACGACAAUCUUGCUCCCCUUGAACCCGUCCCCGAACACGGUGCUCAAAUCGUACCAUACUCCCGCGCCGUCCAGGUUAUACGCGUACACGAGCUGCGGCGCGCCGGUGUAAAGGCCGUCGCGCGCGCGGGUGACUUUGAGGGCCCGGCCGCCGGUGGUCGGGUCCCGGGUGAAGGUCUCGCUGUAGGAGCCGCCCUUUGCGGCCAGGGGUCCGGCGGCGCGGACGUCGCCGCCGACGGACCAGAGGGAGACUUCGGUUGCGCAGUUGUUUACGACUGUUGCUUUGCCGAGGGCUGCGGUUUGGGUUGCGGCGGCGAGGAGGGGGAUGAGGAGGGAGGUGAGAUGCAUGUUGGAGGCUGGGGAGUUGUGUGCUUGAGUGGAAAUUUGGUAGAUUCUGGAAGGCUGAGGAUUGUCUCUGGCUUGAGACCUUCGUGGUUUUAA